Messenger RNA from Colletotrichum lupini, 1479 nucleotides. RefSeq lists its product as uncharacterized. NCBI's taxonomy places the organism in Eukaryota, Fungi, Ascomycota, Sordariomycetes, Glomerellales, Glomerellaceae. Bases 1 to 1479 code for a protein of 492 amino acids. The record is from RefSeq and is a predicted model, not a curated record. The transcript has 9 exons.
AUGUUCAUGCACCCCGUCCAGGCCGCGAUAUCCGACUCUACCGAGACGAAUAUUUUAUUGGGCAAAACCUGUCGCGUGUUUCUUUCUUACUCAAUAUUCCAGUCCUCACGACUACUCAAUGAUGAUCUCCCUCUCAAUGCAGCCACUUUUCAACGCUCAACCGCUACUAAGGAGACCCGUCAUCGCACCUCUGCUGCUGCGUCGAUCAUGGCUCAGGUCCUGGCGAGACACUGCGAGUUUGGGAAUGAGGCGACAGCAAUGAUUUCCUCGUUCACGGCAACCGACACUACGAAAGUUUCGCCGAAUCAUAUCUGCAAGAUAUUUGAUAGGUACGCCGGGGCCCGCAACGCACGUCUCAUCAUGAGCAACAUGAUUCCAGACAUGGCGUACCAGGCAGUGGUACCUUAUUGCAUUUGGCAUCCUGAUGUUGCUACCGAGGAGACCUAUCGAAAGCUUUAUUACCGCUACCCAGAGAUGCGUUAUCACAUUGGACGAGCUUGCGCCGUCGCAGGAUAUGGGGAGCUAUACAACGCAUUAGAUCUGCUACCGGAUGUCUCUAUUGCCGAGGAAGCUCGUGAUAAUGGCAAACUCGAUAUUUUUGAGCAUAUCAUGAGCCAAGCUGAGCUUAUCUCAAUGGGGAUACCGCUGUUCGAUUCUCCUUGGAAAUUCAUCGACCAAAAAUGGCCCUCUCACUACUUCAAUAUUCAAGAGGACUCCAACAUCAGCGGUUGUCCUUCGCCGGGGCCUUGUUUCUUCAAGUUACAAGGCGAGUACAUCGCUCUGCUUCACACCCCACUCCCAGAAGAUUUGUCUCCUAUCAACAAGGACAUUUUGAUUCUCACGGCUGCCUGGGACGGCAAUAUUGAGCGUUAUUUUCGCCUCAGACGGCCAAUUGCAGUUCCGAAUGGGAUCACGGCCGUUGUUCGCGGUGCUUACCAUCACACACCAUUUGCGCGAUGGCUCGAAUCAUGCGUUGACGAACUUUUCCCACGCCAGUAUGAAAACAGACUUAUCAGGCAGGCAUACCAUGCGCGGUUCAUCAUGAACGACGAUCUAUCCAGCAUCGAUAGCGAAAUCGACGGCGAAAUGCUUCCGGAGCUAUUCUGGUGGCCUCACUCCCCACAUUCGGACACCUUGCGCGAGCUGGCAUGGCGCCGACCUGACCUAAAACACCAGGAAGAGUGGGAAGCCGCACAUCAUUCUUACAGCGAGUUCUUCAAGGAGACGAUUGAACUGCGGGCGAAAGAAGAGGCGAAGACUAGCAUGGCUGGAGCAUGCCUGAGAAUAAUCUGUUCAAUUUUCAAAUGCAUUCUCAGAUGGCCAAAUAGCAACAAGGAGUAUCCAUCAAAGCGUAUAGUGGUCUGUAUUCAACGAUGGAGGAUUACGAAAGACGAUCAGAACCACCUCCACAGCCUACCUAUAUUUCCGAAGUUCUUGGAACUUUCUCACGAGUUUGAUGACGACAGUCAUCUCUACUAA